Molecule: messenger RNA, 879 nt
Organism: Procambarus clarkii (red swamp crayfish)
Lineage: Eukaryota; Metazoa; Arthropoda; Malacostraca; Decapoda; Cambaridae
Source: RefSeq, a predicted model, not a curated record
AUGACGCAGCCGUGGCGUGAGGUGACGCAAGAGCUUAAGAAAGAGAGGAAAGCCUCGAUCGUGCUUAAUGAAUACAUCUUAAUCCAGACACAAAUCUUAACCCCUGAAAAUAGCGCCAACAGCCAGGCUGAGGGCGCGCCAACAGACAGCCAGGCUGAGGGCGCGCCAACAGACAGCCAGGCUGAGGGCGCGCCAACAGACAGCCAGGCUGAGGGCGCGCCAACAGACAGCCAGGCUGAGGGCGCGCCAACAGACAGCCAGGCUGAGGGCGCGCCAACAGACAGCCAGGCUGAGGGCGCGCCAACAGACAGCCAGGCUGAGGGCGCGCCAACAGACAGCCAGGCUGAGGGCGCGCCAACAGACAGCCAGGCUGAGGGCGCGCCAACAGACAGCCAGGCUGAGGGCGCGCCAACAGACAGCCAGGCUGAGGGCGCGCCAACAGACAGCCAGGCUGAGGGCGCGCCAACAGACAGCCAGGCUGAGGGCGCGCCAACAGACAGCCAGGCUGAGGGCGCGCCAACAGACAGCCAGGCUGAGGGCGCGCCAACAGACAGCCAGGCUGAGGGCGCGCCAACAGACAGCCAGGCUGAGGGCGCGCCAACAGACAGCCAGGCUGAGGGCGCGCCAACAGACAGCCAGGCUGAGGGCGCGCCAACAGACAGCCAGGCUGAGGGCGCGCCAACAGACAGCCAGGCUGAGGGCGCGCCAACAGACAGCCAGGCUGAGGGCGCGCCAACAGACAGCCAGGCUGAGGGCGCGCCAACAGACAGCCAGGCUGAGGGCGCGCCGCCACCUCCCACGAGGAGCACCAUAAAAUCAAUUACAAACAACAAUUCGUUUAGGCAAUAUGGCCGCCUAAUGAAGCUCCCCGCUACAUAA